AUGUGACCACUAUAACCUAUUAUCCUGCUUGUAGCGAGUGAUUGUGGGACUUGUAGUCUUUACUAACCUUGUUCUAUUGACAGAGAGUAUUUACUGUACUCGUACCCGAUACUUACUGUGGCUGCCCUGAGAACAUUAAGGAUGCUCACAGCCGCGUCUGCAGAUAGGAAUAAAGAGCCGAUUCUACAGGUGCUACAGCAGUAUGUCAACCCGACUGCCCCAGAGGUCUGGGCUCUGGAGAUAGCCUCAGGUACCGGGCAGCAUGCUGCUCACUUUGCCCGAGCUUUACCCAACCUGCGCUGGGUCCCAUCAGAGGUAGACAAGCAGUGCCUGGAUAGUAUUUCUGCGCAUAUCUCACAUUUGUCACUCAAAAAUGUGCAGCAGCCUCAGACAUUGGAUGUCUCUACUAACUGGGAGACCUGGGGAAUGAAGGCUCACUCAUUCCAGCUCAUUGUCUGUAUCAAUAUGAUCCAUAUCUCCGAUCCCAGCUGUACCCAGGGUCUUUUUAAAGGGGCAGGAAACCUCUUGCAAUCUGGUGGUGUGCUCCUCACUUACGGGCCAUAUGCCGUAAAUGGGAUUCUGACUCCGCAGAGCAACGUGGAUUUUCACCUAAGCUUAAAGAGGAGGAACCUUUCCUGGGGUGUUUGGGACACAUCUGCACUGCAGAGUUUGGCAGAGACUUCUGGGAUGACACUGGAGCAAAUGGUGGACAUGCCAGCUAACAAUAAGUGUCUAAUCUUCCGUAAGAAAUGAGUGGACGCAGCUCAUGGAUGUGCCUUGCUGUUAGUGUAGUCCGAAAACUUUAGUGCCAAUGAGAUGAAUAUCCAUAAAGGAAACAUACAUCAAAUGUGUGUGUAUAUAUAGCUGUUUACAUCCAGGUAUACCUCGCUAAUACGGAGCUGAAGCUGAAUUUCACUACAGUAAUUGUCACUGCUUUUCAGGUAUUGUACAGUUUUUAUUGAAUAGUAAUUGAAGACUGUAUUUUGCUUGCGUUAAACUAUUGCACUAAUUCAAACGUUUUCACGUUUUUAAACACACUGUCGAGUGAAAAAAAAAAAAAGGAAAAACCACCUUGUUUCACUUUAAGGCGUUUUUUGCUUAACAGCAAUUUGCGGCCCCUAACCCGCUGUAUUAGCGAGGUAUGCCUGUGCUUGCAUAUAAAAGGGUAUGUGUGUAUGCCGUAUUUCCUGAAUUCUUUUUUUUGUAUAUGUUUAUAUUGUUGUAAUUUUUAUUACUAUUAAAAAAUAUUUGGACUGAGAA
Messenger RNA from Bombina bombina (fire-bellied toad), 1260 nucleotides. RefSeq names its product methyltransferase like 26 (gene METTL26). Bases 142 to 753 code for a protein of 203 amino acids. The transcript has 6 exons. The record is from RefSeq and is a predicted model, not a curated record. NCBI's taxonomy places the organism in Eukaryota, Metazoa, Chordata, Amphibia, Anura, Bombinatoridae.